Histoplasma mississippiense is the source of this 1347-nucleotide messenger RNA. RefSeq lists its product with no specific name. Gene Ontology annotation, cellular component: sno(s)RNA-containing ribonucleoprotein complex; nucleus; Mpp10 complex. Bases 1 to 1347 code for a protein of 448 amino acids. The record is from RefSeq and is a predicted model, not a curated record. The transcript has a single exon. Lineage: Eukaryota; Fungi; Ascomycota; Eurotiomycetes; Onygenales; Ajellomycetaceae. Gene Ontology annotation, biological process: rRNA processing.
AUGCGCAGCGACGAUGACAAUGACGCAGUAGCCAUUGAUUGGGGAGCUGAUCCGCUUAUUCUUGGUGUGAUUAGUGGGGAUGGUGAAGAAGAUAAUGCAGACCAGAACAGUGCUAAAGAAGACGACAGUUCAGAUUCUGCGUUUAUGGAUGAGAAUGGUGAUGCGGAUGGGGAUGAGAUGGGUUUGGUGGGUGGCAAUGCGAAUGACAUAAAAUACGCCGAUUUUUUUGAUCCCCCUCAUUCCCAUGCUCGAAAGGGACGACAGGCCUGCCCCGUGUCAAAAUCAAAAUCUCCCACUCCCGAUGAAGAUAUCGAAGCUAGUAUUCGUCGUGCUAUUUACGAUGUACAGCGUGAUCUUUUCGAUGAUGAUCCGCCCGACAACGACGAGGAAAUGGGCGCCCUCUCGCAACCAAAUAGAGCACCUCAGUCAUCCCAUGAGAAAAGGCAAGCCAGUAUCACAGACGAAAUACGACGACUGGAAGCGGCGAAUGUCUCCAAAAGAGAAUGGAUGUUGUCAGGGGAAGCAAAGGCACCGGAUCGGCCAAUAAACUCGCUGAUCGAAGAGGAUAUCGAGUUUGAACGUGUUGGAAAACCUGUACCUGUUAUCUCAAGUCAAGUAUCCAAUGAUAUUGAAACGCUUAUCAAGCGACGUAUAUUAUCUAAGGAGUUUGAUGAAGUCCCGCGUCGCCAACCAUAUAUCCUAGGUAGUGAAGUCCAUCAUAAGCGUGAACAAUUUACGCUUGAUGAGACAAAACCACAGCAAAGUUUAGCGGAACUAUACGAGGAAGAUCACCUCCGAAUAGCGGAUUCCGCCUUUGUGGACCGGAAGAGCGAAAAGUUGAAGGGUGACUAUGAAGAGAUUGCGCGACUCUGGAGUGGCAUCAGCUCUCAAUUAGAUACACUUGCAAGCUGGCACCACAAGCCAAAACCACCGCAAGCAAACAUUAAUGUCGUCACUGAUGUCGCCACCAUUGCGAUGGAGGAUGCAAGGCCAACGGGUGGAGCAGGAAUAGAUACCUCCGGCAUGCUUGCACCGCAGGAAAUGUAUGCCCCUGGCGAUGAGGGCAAGAUAUGGGGGGAAAUUGCCCUUAAGAACGGGAUGGCAGUGUCUAUUGAAGAGAUGCCGCGGGAAGUCAAGCUGCGACGACGGAGACGCGAGAAGCAAAAACUGAAAAAAAAUUCUUCUCAGCCCGUACUUACUGGAAAACAAGCUGAGAAACAGAAGAUAGUUUCUGACUUGAACAAAGGUGGUGUUAAAGUCAUUGGAAACAAGGGUGAUCUUAAAGAUGUAUACGGCAAUAAGGUGUCUUCUAACGAAUAUAAAGCGCCAGUUAUUUUAAAGCUAUAG